Molecule: messenger RNA, 4232 nt
Organism: Lymnaea stagnalis (great pond snail)
Lineage: Eukaryota; Metazoa; Mollusca; Gastropoda; Lymnaeidae
Source: the annotation of a GenBank genome assembly
UGAAAGUAGUACAUACUAAAGGAUAAUUUUUCAAAAUGGCGUUGUCCUUAGUAAGAAGGGUUUCUAUUUUGCAGAAAUCAAUUUUGCUAAAAAAUACUUUGAAGCGUGCACAGAAUCGAUUAUUUUCUUCGGAAAAUAAAGGAAAUGGACCAAAUGAUCCUCAGGAUGAAGCGCAGAAUAUUGCUGAAGAGAUAAAAUCUAAUGAUUUAAAUAACUAUUCAUCACCUAGCCUUAAUCAUGCUCAGGAGAAGCGCACAUCAACAGAGUUAGCACUUGAUAAAUUUGCAAAAUUAGUGGAAAAAGUUAAAGUAUCACAAGUAGAGACUGUUUCUAAUUUUGAUAGAAAAUUAGAAGAAGAUUCCCAAGAAACGUUUCCUUCGAUGCUAAGAAAAUCAAAGCUGGUUUCAUUAGGUGAUCAUCAAGGAAGAUUGAUUGAGGGAAAUGUUUUUGAAGUCAUGGGAGAUGAUUUGUAUAUUGACUUUGGAGGAAAAUUUCACUGCGUCUGUCCUCGACCCAAAAUAAAUCCAUUGUAAGUUAUUAGAAUUUCUAGUAGUAUAUAAGCAAAAGCUCUUAAAACACUGGGUCUAGGUGGGUGGGGCAAUUGAGUCCUAUGAAUAAAAUUGGGGUUUAAAGCCAUAUUGUGUUAUAAUUAUAAGUUAUUGUAAUAAUGUGCAUGCCAUCUGUGGCAGAAUGCACAAUAAAUUUGAUACUUCCAGAUUCCACUCUUUUGCUGGCAAAAUGCCACUGUCAUCAGAUUGAGGUGCAAUCAAAUAAAUAUCUAAUAAAUGUUUAUAAUUACUGUAUACAGUACCGGCAUGUAAAAAAAAAAAAAUCCACUUUUCGAAGAGGACAACCGCAGUAGAUACAUUAAUAUUGGUAAGCUCAAUUUUUAACUCUACACAUGGUUUUUAUCUUCAGUAAAUUAUCUAAUUGUAAAAAAGUAAAACAACUAUGAAUUAAAAUAAGAAUUAUUGGGUCACAAAAUCUGCAGUCGCAGAGGAUUAACAAACUUGUAUUUUUUUAAAUCGUUUCUCAAAGCCUACUAAAAUGAGUUGUGUUGGUUUCAUUAAGAAAAAAUGUGUUUGCUAUACAAAUACAACUGUUUAAAAAUAAUUAUUAUUGUUUCCUUUUACUAAAGCCACUAAAGGCUAAUUUCAUCCUAAAUUAGGCUGAGACCUAAGUGAGGAAGGAAGCAUUGUGCUUUGCCCAUCGUGUAAUAUGCUUGUCACCAUACCAGCUUUCUUAAAAAUAAUAUAUUUAGUCAGUUAUACAAUUCUGAUUUUGAAAUCUGUUUAUAUUUAUUUUUAAGACUGUCUCACAGUCACAGCACAUUAGGCAGUAUGAUUCAUAGAAUAAUAAAUUAGGAGUUGGUAAUAAUACUAAGGCACAUAUAUUUUUAAUACUUAUUCAAUAAGUUAUUUUAUUGCUGUUUGAAAAUAUUAUUAUCAACAGACAGUAUCGGAGAGGAACCAAAGUACUUCUCAAUUUACAGUGCCUUGAAAUGAGUUCAGCAUUUUUGGGGUCUGACAUCCAUGUUACUCUACUUGAGGCUGAUGCCAUAUUAUUGGGGCUUAGCCCAUCAGAGAGGAAAGGAAGGUAAAAAUUAAAAUUUUAAUUCAAAGACCUGGGUCUGCACCUCAGGGAAAUUAGGCUUAAUCUUUACCAAUAAUUUUAUUAUUUUCUUUCUUGAAUAACAUGUAUCACCUUGUACUUAACUUGGCUUGAAUGGUGUUCAUUUGUCAUGGAUGCACUUCUUUGAAUCUUUAUUUUCUUAGAGCAGGGGUUCCCAACCUUUUUGACUAGCGGAUCCCUUUUUAGAAAAAAUAUAUAUGUGAGGAGCACUGGAGGCCUACCAUGUGUCUUACAAGUCAAUAGUGUUAAGGAGUAAUGUAAUAAGGGAAGGGGAUGGGAUAGAUGCAAUAACACGAGUUAACAUGACAUAGUUUGAUGAGACAUGUCAUUGAAGCCUAUUACUUUGAACAGUUUUUUAUAAUGUGUGUUCAACACAUGUUACUUGCAGGCAAAUAUCUGGUUCCGCAUUUAAUGGAUUUAAUCAAUAUCUGGUUGGUUUUUUUUUGGGUAGCUGUAUAGGUAGAGAAUCCCACUUCAUAGAAAUAUGUAGUUGAGAUGGGCAACAAUACUUAUUUUGCUUUCUCUGACAAUAUUUUAAUUCAUCUUGCAAAAGCAUCCAAAACUCCUGUAGACUUUAGUUUUGAAACUCGAUUUUCAGCUUGCUGUGGGAUGUCAAAUGUAUCAGGGCCUCAUAUUCUGCUGAAUUUAAGCUUGGUGGUUUUUUGUUCACGAAGCUCCCAUAAAACAUGACUGCAAAAGGUUAUUGCUAUUGUUGCCAAAACAUCAUUUUAAUGUAAAAAAUCGAAAUGUUCUUAAAUCUUUAAUUACCGGUAUUAAGAAGUUCCGCAUGGAUAUGUGAAGAAGCCAUUAUAAUUUAUACAGAAAAUGAUGUUCAGAUAACUCUGAAUUGGACUUUGGACAAACAGUUACACUGGGAUUUCUCUCAAUGUUUUUAAUGCCUUAUAAAGUUGGGGUGUGGGGAAGUCUAUACAUAGGCAAAGGGGUGUUUCUACAAAUUUUUGUAUGUAACAUGGAAUGGUGUGUGGAAACAGAACUUUUUGUGUGUAAGUGUAUGUUAUAUAAGAAAAAAUAAGCAUAUAAUUUUUUUUCAAAUUGUUUUAUUUUCAGAUCCAGUAAAACUGCACAAAAACUGUGAUGAAAAUAGGAAAUGAAAAAAUGGUGCUUCAUCUUAAAAUAUAACAGUCUUUGAAAUCAUGUUUGGAAACCUGACAUUUUUAGAGGUUGAUUUAUUGGAGUUAAAUUGUACAAUUACCAUUAUGAUAUCAGACUUAAGCUUAUGUUCCAAACAAGUUCCUGUCAAAUAAUUUUGUAGAUCAAUGAAUUAAGACCAUGGGGUUUUGUGCAAAUAAUCCUAAGCAUCAGAAGUAGCAGUUAUUACAAAAACUAAUUAGGGAAUCAGUUAUGGUCCUAGAUGCUUCUACUGUUCACUGUUAGCUUUCAGAUUUUUGCAUGAAGAAUAUUUAUUGCCAUUUUUUUUUAAAUUUGAAUAUGUAAUAAAUUAACAUUUUAUAAUUUAUCUAGAAAUCAAUUUGCUGCUUUUUAAAAGUUGUCUUGAUUAUAAAUUAAAUAUUAAUCUUUAUUUAAGAAAGAUGCUCAUCACUGUCGCAGACCCCAUUUUUACAUUGAAAUAUAAUAAUUAAAAAACUGCAUUCAAGCUGCUAACUUAUUUGAAUGCAGAAAUUAUUAGCUGAGAUCAUCUACAACUUGAGUUUGCAACAGAGGAGUAGCUGGGGGUGGGAAUGGGGUACAAUUGUCUCUGUGCGCCAGACUAUUUGGGGCCACCAAAAUGGGAUUUUAUGGGUGAAAAUAAUAGGUUGAAGGGGGGCAUAUAGUUAAAUCUUGUCCUUGUGCACCAAACGCUCUAGCUAAGCCUGUAUGUGCACCAAACACUCUAGCUGCACCUCUGUGUGCAAAUUUUCUAUCAAAACUACUACUACCCCCACACAUAUUAAGACUUGAUAAUUUUGUUUGGGUUGGAUGGCCAUCUCAUUAACUAUUACUGUUUUGUUUUAAUUUUUUUUAUUAAACAUAUGUUUUGGUGUACACAGCCACCAGUGUGAUGGUUUCGGAAACUGGUUAUGAAUAAACAUUUCUUAAUCUUUCUUGUUUUAUUCACUACAUUAUCUUCAUUAAAAUUUCAAAAAAGGUAUAAACAAUUUCAUAUUUUUAACCUAUGAGUACUUCCUGAUUAAGAGUUUAUAUAAAGUUAAUGAAGAUGGUUAACUAUUCUUGGGGCAUUGACAAAAAUUUUUUUUAAGAUUCUCCUCUCAAAUGUUAUAUAAUAAAUCUUGUAUAAUGUAUCUUUAUCACAUGGCAUUUACUUUUGGACCAAUAACUGUUCCAGCUGUAUGCAAAAUUAAAGUCAUACAUUUGUAUUUUAUUCCAUUUCAAUAAUAUUGUUUUAAAGUUAAAGCAGUGUUCCCCAAAAGGUUGUCUGUUGACCUCCACUGGUCUGUGAGCUCCACAUUGCCGGUCUGCACAACAUAAAUAUUUAAAUGUAGGUCAAAUAAAAAGAAAAUAGAAUUAAUAAUAUCAAUCUGACACUAAAUGACUCUGGUCCCUGAUGCAAUUUUGAAACUCGUCCACCCUUCUGCCAAACCCAAGAGUUUGUAAAACUUGUUUAUAAGGUUGGUGACAGG